AUGUCAGAGGGAGUCUAUGAAAUGCCAGAUGGAUUUGAUUACGAUGAGCCUGAUGCAAUGAAGAACACAGACAUUGAUGGCCAAGUAUAUGCCAAUGUAAGAGACUUCAAGCCCAGCCCAGGAGAUGGAGUUGUUGCUUCAGUACAUGUCCAGUGGUGGAAGAGACCCUCUGGAGUUGCUGCAGUGUGUCUGGGGCUGCUGUGUGUCCUUCUACUGGCUGGGAUCAUAGGCCUGUCUGUCUACUGUAAGUCUUACCUACAGACCAGCUACAACAACCUGACUAAAGAGAGAGACCAGCUACAGACCAGUUACAACACCCUGACUAAAGAGAGAGACCAGCUACAGACCAAGAGAGACCAGCUACAGACUGAGAGAGAGUUUCUUAACUGGAGGCUUAUCAAUCUCAGAAAUUCGUAUGUUCAUCAAUAUUUUCAAACCUGUCCUGAAGGCUGGCAGAAGUUUGAAUCUAGUUGGUACUUCCUGUCUACUGAGACUAAAACCUGGAAGGAGAGCAGAGAGGCCUGUCUGGAGAGAGGAGCAGACCUGGUGAUCAUAAACAGCAGAGAGGAACAGACAUUUCUCUUCAACCUCAAGAAGAGAGUCUGGAUUGGUCUGACUGACUCUGUUAAGGAGGGGACCUGGAAAUGGGUGGACGGCACCCCACUGACCACUAGGUACUGGUAUGACCCACAGCCUGAUAAUGCAGGUCCUACUGGGGAUGAGGACUGUGCUGAGAUACGUAAAGAUCAGAGUCCUCUAAAGGCAUGGAAUGACUUGUCAUGUGACAGCAAACUCAACUGGAUUUGUGAGAAAGUGUUUUAA
This is a messenger RNA of Salvelinus namaycush (lake trout), 822 nucleotides long. Its product is annotated as CD209 antigen-like protein C. The coding region runs from base 1 to 822 and encodes 273 amino acids. Lineage: Eukaryota; Metazoa; Chordata; Actinopteri; Salmoniformes; Salmonidae. The record is from RefSeq and is a predicted model, not a curated record. The transcript is spliced from 8 exons.